CUUGUGUAUGUCGCUGUGUGCUCCGUUUUAGGGAAAGCGUGGGUGAGCUCUGCAGCCAUGCCAUGGUGAGCGACAGGUAGCUGUCCCCAGAGGAGGAGUGACCGGCCAUGGUGUGCUUUAAAUCAAGUUCGAACAAAUCCUGCAGCAUUUUGAAAAAUAGCUGUUAGAAGAAUAUUGUAUUGGCUUUGAAGAGAAGCUGGUGCCAGUGGUUUUGUGUGCUGUGCUGCAAGGACUGCUUCAGGGAGCUGAGCAGAGAACAUGGGUGAGCUGGAAACCCAUGAUAUGAAAGUGGUGACCUAUGAUGAUGUGCAUGUUGACUUCACUUGGGAAGAGUGGACUUUGCUGGAGCCUUCCCAGAAAAAUCUCUACAAAGAUGUGAUGCUGGAAACCUACAGAAACCUCACUACUGUAGGAUACAGUUGGGAAGACCAUAGUAUUGAAGAACAUUGUCAAAGUUCUAGAAGACAUGAAAGGUGUGAAAGAAGUCAACCUGGAGAGAAACCUUCCUUAUAUACUCAAUGUGGUAAAGCUUUUGCAUAUGAGAGUCAUCUUCAAAGGCAUGAAAGAACACAUACUGGAGGGAAACUCUUUGAGUGUAAUCAGUGUUGUAGCACCUUUGCUUGUCACAAUCAUCUUCAAAUACAUAAAAGAACACCUACUGGAGAGAAAACCUAUGAAUGCACUCAAUGUGGUAAAGCCUUUGCACGACACAGUCAACUUCAAAGGCACAAAAGAACACAUACUAGAGAGAAACCCUAUGAAUGCAAUCAAUGUAGUAAAGCCUUUGCAUAUUAUAGUCAUCUUCAAAGGCAUAAAAGAACACAUACUGGAGAGAAACCCUAUGAAUGUAAUCAAUGUGGUAAAGCCUUUGCAGAUCACAGUUCUCUCCAAAUUCAUAAAAUAAACCAUACUGGAGAGAAACCCUAUGAAUGUAUUGAGUGUGGUAAAGCCUUUGCAUAUUACAGUCAUCUUCAAAGCCAUAAAAGAACACAUACUGGAGAGAAACCCUAUGUAUGUAAUCAAUGUGGUAAAGCCUUUGCAUUUCAUGGUGAUCUUCAACUGCAUAAAAGGAUACAUACUGGAGAGAAACCCUAUGAAUGUAAUCAAUGUGGUAAAGCCUUUGCAUGGCACAAAAGUUUUAAAAUGCAUAAAAGAACACACACGGGAGACAAACCCUAUGAAUGCACUCAAUGUGGUAAAGCCUUUGCACAACACAGUAAUCUUCAAAGGCAUAAAAGAACACAUACUGGAGAGAAACCCUAUGAAUGCACUCAAUGUGGUAAAGCCUUUGCAUGGCAAAAAAGUCUUCAAAUGCAUAAAAGAACACACACUGGAGACAAACCCUAUGAAUAUGAAUGCACUCAAUGUGGUAAAGCCUUUGCACAACACAGUAAUCUUCAAAGGCAUAGAAGAACACAUACUGGAGAGAAACCCUAUAAAUGUACUCAAUGUGGUAAAGCCUUUGCAUGGCACAAAAGUCUUCAAAUGCAUGAAAGAACACACACUGGAGACAAACCCUAUGAAUGCACUCAAUGUGGUAAAGCCUUUUCACAACAUAGUAAUCUUCAAAGGCAUAAAAGAACACAUACUGGAGAGAAACCUUAUGAAUGCACUCAAUGUGCUAAAGCCUUUGCACGACACAGUCAUCUUCAAAGGCAUAAAAGAACACAUACAAACUUGAGAGAAGGUCUAUGAAUGUAAUCACUGUGCUAAAGCCUUUGCAUGUCACAAUGCUCUUCAAAUGCAUAAAAGAACACUUACUGGAGAGGAAACCUAUGAAUGUAAUCAGUGAAGUAAAGCUUUUUUAUGUCACAAUAAUCACUGAAACCAUGGAAGAACCCAUACUACAGAGAAACCCUAUGUAAUCAGUGUGACAAAUCCUUUACAUGUCAUAGUACUCUUCAAAUGCAUAAAAGAACACAUACUGGAGAGAAACUUUACAUGGGCAACGCUUUUUGUGUGUAAUUGGUCUGUUAAAGCCUUGGAAUAUAACAUUAGAUUUUGAGGAUCUGGAAAAACUCAUGCUGAAAGGAAUCUGAAUAUAAAGGAUUUGGUAAGAUCUUUAGCCAGCCCACUUACAUUCAGUUACACAAGAUGAUUUAUUUUGGAGAAAACAAUCUGACAAGUGUCAACAACUGGUUGAAGCAAUAUGAUGUGCCUCUUUAUUUUGUUUACACCUGCAAGCUCACAUGGACACAAGUCCUAUGAAUUUAAAUGACAAAGUAACCCUUUUAGAUUUCAUAACUCCUCAGUUACGUGAGAUAAUGAAUCCAGAUGUAAAAUUUCAUGGAUGUGUAUUAGUGCCUUUUCUGUUGCUGUGAUAAAACAUCAUAUCUAUAUUUGCUUGCAAAAGUGUUUAAUUUGUCCCCUGGUUCCAGAGCGAUGCAGAAUCCCCAUGAAAGUGGCAUGGAAACAAGUGUCAGAGAUGGCAGCUAAAGUAGAAAGCUAAAGAUUCACAUCCUUAACCUGCAGCAGAAAGCAGAAAGUGUAAAUUGGAAAUGGUGUGCACAUAUAAACUCUCAUCCCAACCUUCAGUGAAAUAUUUCUUCCAGCAGGGCAGCAUUUUCUAAAUCUUCCCAAAUGAUACCACAUACUGAGAAUGAUUUAUUUCUCUGUCUUCAAGCCUACAUGCUUGCUUUCUGUUACAUGAACCAAUUCAUGAUGGGGAAAAUGCUGUAAGCCUUCAGAUACCUCAACACCUGUGUUACAGGAAUUACAAGGGAUAAACAUUCAUAAGUGAACAUUAAUUUAAAGAUUUGUUUUAAUUUUAAUAAUGCAAUGUUACUGUGUCUUUUUGUGGGUAUGUGCAUGUGCAUUCUGGUUCCCAAACAGGUUAGACCCUUGGAGUCUUUUGUACCACAAAUUACUGGAAGUUGUCAAAAACCUGACCUUGCUCCUGGGAAUGGACUUGAAUUAAAUGCUUAGCCAUGUCUCUAGAUAUUAAUACAAUAUUAAUAUCUGUAAUAUUGUAAAUAUUCUAUAGCUUUUUUAUAUCAUCUUUAUAUCAGGAAAUAGGGAGGAACUUAAUUAUGUUUGCAUAAAUAGUUUGGUAAAGCCUUUAGACAUCACAAUUGUCUUCUGUUUCAAGAAAAAAAACUUUUUUCAUUAUAGACUUGAAGUGAAUAUAUUAUUAACCAAGUUUACUAAAGACUGAUGUGAAGAUCCUAUUGUGGCUUUUAUUUUGCAACAUUUGAGGUAGAUAUUAUAGUGUGUUCUAUGUGUGGCAAAUUCAUUUAGUGAAGUUUAUUUGUAGCCCUUAUAUUCCUUCUGUGGCUUUUAUUCUUUUUCUAUUGUGCUUUCACUUAGUGAAAGGUAUUUUUCUGCUGCACUGUAUCGAAUGGGAUGGCCAUCAUCUAAGUUGUACAUUUUUAUAUAAAUAUUAGGCAAUAUGUGGUCAUAUUUUCAAGUAAGUGUGUCUGUGAAAGGGUGGUGGGUUUUUAUUUCUGGUUUUAUUUUUCAUAUUUUUUCAAAAAUUCCCUUGAAAUGUUGUUUUUAUCCAACCUCACUUGGAUGAUAGUAAUUAAAGAUAAAAUCAAACUCA
This is a messenger RNA of Peromyscus californicus insignis, 3541 nucleotides long. Its product is annotated as zinc finger protein 431-like. The transcript has 2 exons. Lineage: Eukaryota; Metazoa; Chordata; Mammalia; Rodentia; Cricetidae. The coding region runs from base 259 to 1695 and encodes 478 amino acids. Gene Ontology annotation, biological process: regulation of transcription by RNA polymerase II. The record is from RefSeq and is a predicted model, not a curated record. Gene Ontology annotation, molecular function: DNA-binding transcription factor activity, RNA polymerase II-specific; RNA polymerase II cis-regulatory region sequence-specific DNA binding. Gene Ontology annotation, cellular component: nucleus.